UUUUUGCUCGUGACGCGGACUUACAAGCCAGCAGCAGCUGUGAAAGCAAUGAAAGCUUGGACACUUUUUCUUCUUCUUGAUUUUGUGCUGUUGAACGCGGCGGUGAACAAUGUGACGUCAUUGGAGGAAGAGCUGGCACGUUCUAUUUUGGGCAACUUCCUGGACCCUCUCCAAGAUGUGUUUGACCAAAAUCACGAGGUUAAUCAAACGGCGGCCAAGUUCUCCCUGCGUAGACCCUCCAACCCGGAAGACGACCUGUGCUACAUCCUUCCUGGCCGAGCCGAGUCCCUGGCAACUUGCGCCUUCAACAGCACCGCCAAGACCUUCCUGGUCAUCCAUGGCUGGACGCUGAGCGGCAUGUUUGAGAGCUGGGUGGCUAAGUUGGUGUCGGCGCUUCACCAGCGAGAGCGUACGGCCAACGUCAUCGUGGUGGACUGGCUCGGCACGGCCCAGAACCACUACGGGCUGGCCGCCCACAACACCCGGGUGGUGGGACGGGAGGUGGCACGCUUCAUUGACUGGAUCCAGGAAACCAGCAACAUUCCUCUUGACGACCUCCACCUGAUUGGCUACAACCUCGGGGCUCACGUGGCGGGCUUUGCCGGCAGCCACGCCGCCAACAAAGUGGGAAGAAUAACCGGUUUGGACCCGGCCGGGCCUGACUUUGAGGGAGAGCACGCCCACCGUCGCCUGUCCCCGGACGACGCUGGCUUCGUGGACGUCCUGCACACCUUCACCGGCGACUCGCUGGGUCUCAGCAUCGGGAUCCAGCAGCCCGUGGGACACGUGGACAUUUACCCCAAUGGAGGCAGCUUCCAGCCGGGCUGCGACCUGAGAGGCGCCCUGGAGAAGAUCGCCCACUUUGGACUCUUUGCCAUCACCGACGCGGUCAAGUGUGAGCACGAGCGCUCGGUGUACCUCUUCAUCGACUCCCUGCUCAACCAGCAGGAGGCGGCCAAGGCGUACCGCUGUGGCAACAACCACAUGUUCGAGCGCGGCAUGUGUCUCAACUGCCGCAAGAGCCGCUGCAACACGCUGGGCUACGCCAUCAGCAAGGUGCGCAAAGUGCGCAACGUUCAGAUGUACACCAGGACCAGAGCAUCCAUGCCUUUCAGAGUUUACCACUACCAGCUGAAGAUCCAUUUCUCCAGUAAGGUGAAGCGAUGUGAGACGGAACCCUCGCUGAGCGUCUCCUUGUUUGGAACCAAAGGAGAAGCAGAAAAGCUGAAGUUUAAAGUGAAGGAGAAGAUGGCGUCCAAUAGGACACUUUCCUUCCUGCUCGUGACAGAAAAGGACAUCGGCGACCUGUUGAUGUUGAUGUUGAAGUGGGAGGAGUCAAAGGGCUGGUCCACCGCCAGCAUGUUGAAGAUGAUUUCUUCUUGGUGGUCCGGAGACUCGGACAGAACCAACAUGGACGUGCACAGAAUUCGCAUACGAGCUGGAGAGACACAGAAAAAGAUGGUGUUCUGUCUCAAAGAUCCCCAUUCGGCCAACUUAGCGCAGGAGCUUACCUUUGUCAAAUGUAAGGACGCAUGGAGAAUGUCUGAAACAGGCACUUCCAGAAGAAUCACUUUGGAGACCCGCUGACCUCGUGGGCAAAAUGUGGGUCCACUUCAGCACUUAGUACAUCAUUUAUACCUCCUUCUAACUUAUCAUUUAUACCCCCUUCUAACUUAUCAUUUAUACCCCCUUCUAACUUAUCAUUUAUACCCCCUUCUAACUUAUCAUUUAUACCCCCUUCUAACUUAUCAUUUAUACCCCCUUCUAACUUAUCAUUUAUACCCCCUUCUAACUUAUCAUUUAUACCCCCUUCUAACUUAUCAUUUAUACCUCCUUCUAACUGAUCAUUUAUACCUCCUUGUAACUGAUCAUUUAUACCCCUUGUAACUUAUUUCAUGUCAUACAGAAGAAAAGAACCUUUUAAACAUGAUAUCUUUGACUACUGUGAAGUAGUUGUCAAUCCAUCAUUUGGAGGUACUAAUGUUUUAUUGCGUUGAUAUUUCUACAAACUACAGUGAAAGUCAACAGUUGUGUUUACAUGGACAUUUAUGUUCAUUAUGUCGACAUAUUUCCUGUUGGCUGUGAUUGUAAAAAGUUUGAAGCAAGAAGAAUAACUCAUAGUUUUAUGUAUACUUGAAUAUAACAGCCUUGUUGUGUUUUGGUGUGUAAGGCUGAUCUAGUGUACUGAAGGUUACAACUUGAUCUAGUGUACUGAAGGUUACAACUUGAUCUAGUGUACUGAACUUUGAUUGGAUUGUCUCUUCAAUCAGCAAAAUAACAAACACAAUCCAUUUAGCGUGCAGAAUAUAUUCUGACUAUCAAUACUGCCAGGAGUAGAAUGGUUUAGCAAUCGCAAUGUGAUUUAUCAAGACUGAGACUGUUUUUGCAUUUGGAAUCUUGGUGCAAACUGGCACAGUUAAGCACAAAUGACAAAGAAUAUGCCAACAUAUUGGGACUGUCAGAAAAAUACAAAUUUGACAUUUGAUCAUUUUAUAGCUUGAAACAAAUGUAGUUUUUGGCAAUAUUUCAGUCAAAGGGGAAAAAGAGAUGCAAAAAGGCUGAAAUCAAAUCUUCUUCUCAAUUUGACAGAAGAACUUCCCCUUCAGUGAUUGUUUGUAUUUGACAAAUACUUCACUUUUUAAUGUGUGCCAAGUGGGAUUUUCAUACGCUUCAAUACAAGAGUGUUUCUUUUUUCAUAUGGGAGAUAUAUUUCACCUACUCAGUGGCCUAGUGGUUAGAGUGUCUGCCCUGAGAUGGGUAGGUUGUGAGUUCAAACCCCGGCCGAGUCAUACCAAAGACUAUAAAAAUGGGAGCUAUUACCUCCCUGCUUGGCACUCAGCAUCAAGGCUUGGAAUUGGGGGUUAAAUCACCAAAAUGAUUCCCAAGCGCGGCCACCGCUGCUGCUCACUGCUCCCCUCACCUCCCAGGGGGUGAUCAAGGGUGAUGGGUCAAAUGCAGAGAAUAAUUUGACCACACCUAGUGUGUGUGUGACAAUCAUUGCUACUUUAACUUUGUUGAAUCUAGUCUAUUGUUGUGCCCUAAAAAGUGUUUGAUUGCAACGUGCUUAGUUGUAGUUUUCAUUGCCAAAUUUGGAGGUGAUGAAAUCGCCAUGUAAAAUUGCUAAUGCCAGUCAAUAGCAAUUAGCAUCAGUUUUGGGAAAGUGGAGGCUUACUUUACCUAUGCAUUUUUUUAAAUCAAUUUCUUUGUUGACAUUGAAAAUGUAGCUUUGCUAGUGUGUGUAUUUCAAUGACUUUGGCUGAGUCCACUCGCAGUGCUGCCGGACUGAUCGCCAAGUCGCCAACCAAGCUACUGUAACUUUGCA
This is a messenger RNA of Nerophis lumbriciformis (worm pipefish), 3322 nucleotides long. RefSeq names its product lipoprotein lipase (gene lpl2a). Lineage: Eukaryota; Metazoa; Chordata; Actinopteri; Syngnathiformes; Syngnathidae. The record is from RefSeq and is a predicted model, not a curated record. Gene Ontology annotation, biological process: very-low-density lipoprotein particle remodeling; lipid catabolic process. Gene Ontology annotation, molecular function: lipoprotein lipase activity; apolipoprotein binding.